AUGUCUCCACCACCACAGUUCUGUCUCCCGUUUGGUAAAGGCUCAAAGCAGCUCGCCACGCUCGCCACCCACCAUCCAAACGACUCUGCGUCGACUGCAACACUGACGUCGAUGACCUCUGCUGCCACGAAACUUCAAUUCACAGACGACACAGAGUCCUACAUGGUCGCUCCACCACACCCGCCCAUGCCGUCACGCUCGACGUCUGCGGGCACCCUCGAAAAGCCGCGGACACCUGCGCGGAUGUGGACGUGGAAGAAGCACGCAGAGAGUACAUCGACGCUCGUCAGCGAUGAACACAACUUUAAGAAGAUGGUAGACGAGCCCGUAGAGGUCAAGGAUACCGCCCCUCGGCUCGCCGCAUUACGCAAGAAGAUGAUGGAAGAGAGUAUCGAUUAUUUUGUCAUUCCCUCUGAAGAUGGUCAUCUCUCGGAAUAUGUCGCUGAUUCGGACAAGCGCCUAUACUGGAUAUCUGGCUUUACCGGAUCAGCGGGCACCGCAAUUGUAUCUAAGCGAUCAGCCUAUCUAUUCGUCGACUCUAGGUACUGGAGCCAGGCCGAGCGAGAGCUCGACGCCAACUGGACCAUUCACAAGACGGGCACCCCCGAGAUCAAAGACUGGCUCGAAUGGGCAAUUACAUGCCCCCGAGGCAGCAAGAUUGGCAUCGAUUCGCGCAUGAUCUCCCACGAGAAAGCCACUCGUCUCUACAAGGGUCUCUACGAUCGGGGCAGCAAGCUCGCCCACCCGCGGCAGAAUCUCGUCGAUCUCGUCUGGGAGGACCGGCCAAAGCGACCAAAGGAUCCAGUCUAUGUUCAACCCGACCGAUUCACGGGCAGAGACGCCAAGACAAAGUUGGCGGACAUACGCAAGUGGAUUCGAAAGCAGAAUGCGGCUCUGGGCAAGGAAAAGGGUGGCAUUACUCGCUCGGCAUCGUCAGCAUCGACCGCAGCCAAGCAAGCCACUGCUGCCGCCCAGACGCAUACCAAGGAUCCCAUCAAGCGUUCGAACACGACUCCACCGCACCAAACGGGCAAGGCUUCGACGCCAACACCAGCCUCGGCGGUCCCCACCCGGUUGACUGGCCCACCUGGUGUCAAGCGUAGCAAUUCGAGCCCGACCGCACCUGGGCCGACCGGUCCCGACAAGAUGUCAUGCAUGUUCAUCUCCGACUUGGCUUCCAUUGCCUACACGCUCAACCUGCGUGGCAGCGACAUUCCCUUCAACCCCGUCUUCACUGCCUAUCUCCUCGUCGGGGUCGAUGGCAAGAAUAUUCUCUUUGUGGAGAGCGAAAAGUUGCCUGCCGAAGUGCGCGAAUACCUUCGCGAGCUCGGUGUGUCGCUCAAGGACUACUCUGAGGUGUGGUCGUUCCUGCGCCAGAAACAGUGGGGAGAGGGCAAGGUUGUGAUCAAUCCAAACACUCCCUACGCUGUCUCGCUCAUCAUUGGCUCGGCUCGCUACGUCGUGUUGCCCGCCUAUGUCGAAGAGAUGAAGGCCAUUAAGAAUGAGGUCGAGAUUGAGGGCAUGCGCAUGGCCUAUAUCCGUGAUGGUGUGGCCAUGGUCCGCUGGUUUGCGUGGCUCGAUCAAAAGUUUUCACAAGGCUACGAAAUCACCGAAUGGGAAGCUUCGGAGAAACUCAACGCGUUCCGCGAGGACGAGUUGAGGGCGCCAGACGAGAUUCAGAUGUACAUGGGUCUGGCGUACGAGAAUAUUGUCGCUACAGGCUCCAAUGCGGCACUGGUUCACUAUCACCCGACGCGCAGUAAUAGCAAAGUCAUUUCGAGGACGGAACCAUUCUUGGUCGACUCUGGUGGACAAUACAGAGAUGGCACGUGUGAUACGACGCGGACGGUUCAUUUUGGAUACCCGACCGUCGAACAAUCCGAGGCGUUUACCCGUGUUUUGCAAGGGCAUAUGGCAAUUGAUACUGCCAUUUUCCCUGCUGGUACGUCUGGAUCGCAACUCGACGUGCUCGCGCGCAAGGCGCUGUGGCGUGAUGGGCUCAAUUAUCUCCAUGGUACGGGCCAUGGAAUCGGUAGCUUCCUCAACGUUCACGAGGGACCACACUCGUUCCAGUCGACUACGCCCCUUCAGCCUGGACACAUUAUCACCAACGAGCCUGGGUACUACAAGGAUGGCGAGUUUGGAAUCCGCAUCGAGUCGGCUUUGCUCGUCAACGAAGUGGAGACGAAGCACCAGACCGGCGAGACAUUCCUUGGGUUUGAGCGCCUUACACAGGUGCCUAUCCAGAUGAGAAUGGUCCGCGCCAGCAUGCUCACCAAGGAGGAGAGGCAGUGGAUCAAAGAUCACAAUAAUCGUGUACGCAAGGUUCUCGAACCCUACAUUGCCGAGGACAAGCGCGCGCUCAAAUGGCUCCGACGUGAAUGCCAAAAGGGCUUUGGAAAUGAAGGCAAAGGCUCUGCGGGCCUUUCCAUCGAAUGGGACUAG
This is a messenger RNA of Serendipita indica DSM 11827, 2445 nucleotides long. The record is from the annotation of a GenBank genome assembly. Lineage: Eukaryota; Fungi; Basidiomycota; Agaricomycetes; Sebacinales; Serendipitaceae.